Molecule: messenger RNA, 881 nt
Organism: Eremomyces bilateralis CBS 781.70
Lineage: Eukaryota; Fungi; Ascomycota; Dothideomycetes; Eremomycetales; Eremomycetaceae
Product: putative endonuclease LCL3
Exons: 2
Coding region: 24-881 (285 amino acids)
Cellular component (GO): cytoplasm; mitochondrion
Source: RefSeq, a predicted model, not a curated record
GAUUGUAGAACGGCCAUACAGCCAUGCGAUGGUUCCGCUCCGAGAAUGAUGAAGAAAAGAAAAACAAUCUCUCUACUGCAGUGAACCCCCCAAACACUGACUCCUCCCCUCCUCCCCUCCAUCCCACCGAUUGGACCCAUUACACCGACCCUAAGACCCUCCUCUUCGGCGUCCUCUUUACGACCACCACCCUCUCCCUCAUAGGCCUCUACCGACGCUAUCUCCGCCGCAUCCCGAACGCGGGCUACUUCCCGCCUGACCAAUUCCGCAAGCGGAGCGUAUUCGGCAAGGUCACCAGCGUCGGCGAUGGCGACAACGUGCGCAUCUUUCACACGCCGGGCGGGCGGCUGGCGGGCUGGGGAUGGCUUCCGGGGAGGAUAGUCCCGACCAAGAGCCGGGAACUCAGUUCGAAGACGAUCCACAUCCGUCUCGCCGGCGUCGACGCCCCUGAAUGCGCCCACUUCGGCCGCACCGCCCAGCCCUUCGGCGACGAAGCGCGCCGCUGGCUCGCGUCCUACCUCCUCCACCGCCGCGUGCGGGCGCACGUCUACCGCCGCGAUCAGUACGAGCGGCUCGUCGGCACGGUGUAUGUGCGGCGGUGGUUUCGGCGGAAAGACGUGGGGCUAGAGAUGCUGCGGCGCGGGCUGGCGACGGUGUAUGAGGGGAAGUAUGGGGCGGAGUUUGGGGGGGAGGAGGGGAAGUAUCGGGGGGCGGAGGCCACCGCAAAGGCGCGAGGCAUCGGCUUGUGGAAGGAGCCGUCAGUUUGGAAGAAGAUGGUUGGACGGGCGGAGAAGCGGGAAACGCCGAUGGAAUUUAAGAAGAGGACGAGCCCAGCCGCGGGGCAGAUACGCAAAGAUGAACAUAAACAGCAGGUGAAGUAA